CACAGUUAUCGUUAAAAACCAAGCAUACCAACGCGCUCGAAAAGUGUCAGCCGUUCUCGUUACCUCGUUCCCGAGCAUUUUCAAUGAUCCAAUCCAAAAAAAAAAAAAAAGUAUUAUAAUAUAUGACAACUUGUGAAUAAUUAAUGAAAUAAAUAACCACUUUUUCAAAUGUUUAAAUUAACGUGACGACGUAAAAAAAAUUACACGGUUUAAAUGAGGGUUGAAGCUGGAGUAAAUAUCCUUGAGAUGUAAAAUGUAAUUGGACUAAAAAAUAUUUUGCUAGUUCGUAGUUUGUAACAUUCGAGAUCGAGACGUCAGAAGGAGGGUGCUGGGUUUCUCCAUCGGCGGCCAUCUUGGGUCAUAGUCUGUGGUCUGUGCUUUGAUUUUGUUGUUGCUUUGGGCUCUUGGUUUCUUCGUUGAUGAUGAUUAUAGUUGUGCAGUGUUAUACUCUUGAUCAUCAAGGAUACUAUUUUAUUAAUUUGUGGCGAGGGAGCUGUCAGUCAAGUACCGCGAACUAAAUAAUUAUCAUAAAUUGCAAAUACAUAAUUAUUUAUAAAUUUAUCAUCAACAAUAAUAUUUUAGCAACGAUAGACAAUAAAUAUAAAAAUAAAAUUAUGACAUUGCUUCCUACUUCCUAGGGACUCGCAUUUACUUAAUACAGGCUCAGCAUAAAAAUAGAGGCAAGACAAUGGGUAUCAUAAAACUAAAAUGAGUAUCAAUAAGUAAUAAACAAGUGAUAAAUAAAAUAGAUGAGCUGAGAAUAGAUGAUGCUGAUGGUGAAACAAUGAGGUACUCUGCAGUGCAAGAGGAUGGCUAUGGAGUUGGAUUAAGGCAGGAGAUACAGCCAAACAACAACAACAACAAUAAUACAAAUAACAAUAAUGUAGAUGACAGUAUGAUGGCAGCCACUGGUGAAGUUGAACCAGUCGGCGAAAGUGCUGCAGAUGACUGUUCUAUGGUUUACAAUCUGCCUCUACUUUUCGCAAACGGUUAUCCCACUUCAUUAGAAAAAAUAACAUUGCCACAGCUGGAGAAGUUCAUAACGUUCAUGACCCAGUGUUCAUUUGGUAAUAACACAACUCAGGUAAUAAAUAAACCUGCGUGGUGGCCAGCGGAAGUUGACUUUUCAAUUCCUUUGAAACGACCGAAAAAAUCCGGCGAUAGCUGGAUGAGAUGUUUGAGGAGAGUCGUGCUACAAUGUUACUCUUUUCAUCAAAGCGAAUACUUGCUACGUUUUUGCUCAUAUCUCGCCCAGUAUCCACAGGCGAAGCUUUACUAUGUCAACAACUGGGACUCGACAACCAGCCUCCAUCACCGGAGUACUGGCAAGUUGUUGGCGACAUUCCGAAACGAGAAUAUGGACUAUGAUAAAGUUAUUGAAACAAACCGGAAAUCGUUGCUGCCAAUAAAUAAUGCCAGUUCCAACUCCACCGCGAAGCGUAAAAAGACGCAGCAGAGGAAUCAUCGAGAAUCCCCGUCCUCCCUGGUUCUCAUUCAGCCACAAAUGGAAGAGAUCUAUUUGUGUGACAAUUGUGACGCUGAGUUCGGAGAUUUUAAACAGAUGAAGGAUCAUGAAAAAACAUGCGGGGAGACAGUUAAGACAGUACAGCAAGAGAGCAGUACCUGCUGGCGGCCAAUGACUCCCGAAAUCGAAGCUGAGCCAGAAUUAAGCCAAAAUCAAUUUAUGGAGUACUUUAAUUUAUCAACACCCAACCAACAACUUCCUAAAUCAGCCACCAAUCCAUCAUCGAUUCCAGCCAUAAGUAUCGAGACUGAGCCAUCAAGAAGUUCACGACGUAUGAAACCAGCAGCUAACCUGUGCCGUUCAUCAACGAUUCCAUUCUCCUCGCCGGCUGGUUUAGCUCUGGUUAAAAAAUCUAAGGGAAUGAAUGAGGCUACCAAACGUGACCGUAUCGAUAGGAUAGAGUGGCACUUGAGUGCGCCAGUACUCAGUAAAACCAAUAGACCCAAGUGGUUCGGUAAAUUUUCAUCGUCUGGUAGGUGGGUCGUCACUUACAAACCCAAUGUCAAUAAAGAAAAUCCACCAGCAGAUGAUUACGUACAUCAAUACACCUUUGGCGCAGUCAAACGCAAACCUCCACUCGAUCUACGUUCGCAAAUUCUUUACAUUGCCUGCGGUUCUCCUUUCGUAAAACUGGACCGGCUUACAAACGAACAAAUCCAAGAUUUAAAAGAACAUCCAUCAAAAUAUCAAGCCCCAGUUCGUAAAAUACGGCAUAGAAUACGACCGCGUUUAAUUAUGAGAAUAAGUGGAAAGUCGACAGGACAAAAACGACAAUACUCGAGUAGGUUAACAGAAGUGAUGCCAAUCAUGGACAAGGAUCCAGAACAGAACAAAAUAAAAACCGGAACUUUGAAACGCGGAUACACACCGAAUUUCCGUUCACGACCGUCAGUAACGUCGAUCACCAGGAUUACGCCUUCAAACCCGACGACUGUCGAACCACAGCAGAAGACUAUCGUCAUAGUCGACCUCUGCUCGUCAGAUGAAGAAGACAGUCCAAGUAAUUGUGUGAUACUAUCAGAUGAAAAUCGUGAUCCGCUUAACAGUACGUGCGAUAAUAUUCGUACGAGUAAUAGUUACAUUAAAAAUAUCGGUCUUCAGCCAAUGAACGACCGGUUACGAGACAGUGUCCUCACUGACGACAACGACAAGAGCUGUAAUAAACGACUGGCCAAUGGUGUAAUCGAUACUUUUUCACCGAUUCUAAAGCCAACUCCUUGAAUUAACCGGAUAUUAAAUAAUCAAUUAAAUUAAAUUUGUUCAAUUUAAUUGACAUUGAAAGAUUUAAAGAUUUUAAAUAUUGCUACCAUGAACCGGUAACACAUUCACAUCUUAUUUCUAUAGACGUGUUAAGUUUAAGUAUUUUUAUAUAUAUAUAUCACGUCAAUUUUGUUGUACAAAUCAAGAUGAUUAGUGGGCCAAAUAAAAGGAAAAAUAUCUAAUGGCAUUAAAUGUAUCAACUAUGUCAAGUAAUGUCGAUCGAUAUAUAAAAAAAAAGAAGAUAAAAUAUAGACUGUUUCGUUUGGUAUAUAUAUUUAUAUUUUUAAUCAAUUAAACGUUUUUUUUUAUGUUUAAAAUUAUUAUAUAUGAAAAAUAAAAUGUAAAACUAAGAGAACUAACGCAGACGAACUAAAAAAAUGAUAAAAAAAAUAAUUUCAUAAAAUUUUUUCUAUCUUAUUUAAAGUCUUUUGUAAACAUUGUAAUAGUUUAUAAUUUAUUUAAAGUAAUUAACUACAAUAAAAUAUCGUUAAGUAUAAAAUAGUGAGUAAGU
Molecule: messenger RNA, 3296 nt
Organism: Microplitis mediator
Lineage: Eukaryota; Metazoa; Arthropoda; Insecta; Hymenoptera; Braconidae
Gene: ova
Exons: 8
Coding region: 785-2746 (653 amino acids)
Source: RefSeq, a predicted model, not a curated record